This is a messenger RNA of Bipolaris maydis ATCC 48331, 919 nucleotides long. Lineage: Eukaryota; Fungi; Ascomycota; Dothideomycetes; Pleosporales; Pleosporaceae. The record is from RefSeq and is a predicted model, not a curated record.
CGAUAGGGUUAUUGGCCGUUACAUCAGUAUGCGACUUAAUCUCGGCGUAAAGCCGAGGUUGGCUUAAUAAGAGAGGUUUACAAGUAUAUAUGUCGGCCUUUCUUUCGGUCUUAUUCUUCACCAGUCCACCACCACAUCCCCAAUACAAUACACCACUUUUCUUUCGGGUUUUAAGUCUGUCCAACCAUGUUUACUUUCAUCCAUUCACCCGCUUCUUCUCCAACCCUCUCUGCUUCAAGCGGAAAACCCGAUUACCCUACGCACGGUUUACCGCUCUUGGAUGGCUAUCCCUCCUUUUCACCUUUUCAAGGGACAUCUGAAGCCUCGUCAUCCUAUCAGGCCCAGUUUGUUCCUGAAACCUGGAUCCCAGAAACACCUUCUUCAGCCCAACCUGAGCAGCACAGGACCGAUUACAAAUUACCACCCCAUGUGCUCGAGCACUUGGACAAUACCCAACUUUCAGACGAACCUGAAUUAUACUCCGAUCAUACCAGAUCGUCUCAGUUACUCAUCCAUCAGAUGGAAGUGAAGGUCCAAGGGGUUCGUGAAGAGAGGAGGGAGCAGGACAGCAAGAUGAAGGCUCAGGAACAGCUGAUCGAAAAACUGAAGGAGAUGGUUUAUGAGCUGAAGGAUAAUAUGGAGGGACAAGAAAAAAAGCUGAAGGCCCAAGAAAGGAAGCUGAAGGGACAUGAAUACCGUAUUGGAAAGAGAUAUUAUACUCGAAGUGGGAAAAAGUGAAAGACCUUUGGAGGAGGAUUGGUAAAGAUGAGAUUUAUAUAUUAAAAAGUGAGGCAAGGCUAAAGGAUGGUAAAUUUAAAUUUCAUUAUUGGUUAAAUAACAAAGUAGAGUAGGUUGAAUACUCUAACCAGACAAUCCAUAUGUAAACUUCCAUUAAAACAACCAUUACUCCGGCUCCGCU